AUGUCUACCCGUGCAGUCGCCCCUCCCAUCGCGACCACUCGCAAAAAGGAAUUUGAGGACCCAAAAGCCCGAGCCGCCUACGUCAAGAAAUUCCUCCCCACCGACGAUGCAGACGAUCCAUCAACCCCGCGAACCCGUUCCCGUUCCCGUCCCAUCCGCACAUUCGUCAAAAUUGGUUUUUACAAACUAAUACUCUGGGUUCUAUACUCCAUAACCUCGCUCUACUUCCGCGCACGAUUUGUCUAUAAUUUCAUAUUGAAUCGGUGGUUCUCGGUUCUAUACUACCAUCAUAAAACACCGGAGCUGAUACAGAAAGAUGUAAAACAACUGGACCGGUUACCGCAGCAUGUCAGCGUUAUUCUCGAAUUCGAGAAGGAAGGAGGUGUAGAACAACUGAUUGACCAUGUGGCCGAGAUCUCUUGUUGGUGUGCUAGUGCUGGAAUCCCAACUUUGUCGGUGUAUGAACAGACUGGCACCCUAAAGAAAUACAUCUCCACCUCCCACCGUAUCACCUCCCAACGUCUACACUCCUACUUUGGCAAAAAGCGUCCAACACUCCGAGUCCUCGCCCCGCACCUACCAUCCUACACCAACGGCGACACAGAAGAUCUUCCAGAAGGCGAAUCCCCAGAUCUAGAAGUAAUCUUCAUCUCCUCAGAAGAUGGCCGUGAAUCAAUCGUUGAUCUUACAAAGACCCUAUGCGAAAUGGCAAUUAGGGGUAAAAUGACCAAGGACGAUGUUACAGCCGAACUCAUCGAGGCGGAAUUAGAGAGUUUAACUAUCCCCGAGCCUGAUUUGUUGAUUUUGUUCAGUCCGAGUGUCAAGCUUUUGGGAUAUCCACCUUGGCAGAUUCGGUUGACGGAGAUUUUCCAUCUUCCGGAUAACGAUGCUGUUGGGUACCAGGUCUUCCUCCGUGCGCUUUACAACUACGCAAAGUGCGAGAUGAGGUUUGGAAGGUAA
This is a messenger RNA of Orbilia oligospora ATCC 24927, 960 nucleotides long. RefSeq lists its product as uncharacterized. The record is from RefSeq and is a predicted model, not a curated record. Gene Ontology annotation, molecular function: ditrans,polycis-polyprenyl diphosphate synthase [(2E,6E)-farnesyl diphosphate specific] activity. Bases 1 to 960 code for a protein of 319 amino acids. NCBI's taxonomy places the organism in Eukaryota, Fungi, Ascomycota, Orbiliomycetes, Orbiliales, Orbiliaceae. Gene Ontology annotation, cellular component: endoplasmic reticulum membrane; dehydrodolichyl diphosphate synthase complex. The transcript is spliced from 3 exons.